Molecule: messenger RNA, 2035 nt
Organism: Nicotiana tabacum (common tobacco)
Lineage: Eukaryota; Viridiplantae; Streptophyta; Magnoliopsida; Solanales; Solanaceae
Product: nudix hydrolase 16, mitochondrial
Cellular component (GO): cytoplasm; nucleus
Molecular function (GO): pyrophosphatase activity
Source: RefSeq, a predicted model, not a curated record
GCUUUUUGCUCAUUAGGUUCUGCUUGGUUCUUAUUAUUGAAUGUGGGUAUUUUUGGUAUCUGAUUUUUCUCUAAGUUUCAAGAUUUUGUGCUCGUUCCUUUUCUGUUAUUAGGCAUUUGUAGUUCUUUAUCUUAGCUUUUUCUUUUGUUAAAUUUGCUUGAGGUAUUGGGUUUGUGCAAUUUGAUUUGAAGAAAAAGGGCAAUCUUUUAGCUUUUUGUAGACUAAUAAAGCUUAGUGUCUUAAAAACGUUGAAGUCUUUUGUAACUUAAGGGUGUGGCCUAGUGACCAAUGAAGUUGAUGGAGAACCACGAGGUCUCAGGUUCGAAUCUAGCGGGGGCAAAAAGAAAAUACUUGGUGAAUUUGCCCAAGACCCAAUACUUGUGCUCGUGGUGGUAGCAGAUACCCGGUGGAAUAGUCAUGCCGCAAACUGGCCUACAAGUGGGGUUUGGAGAGGGUAGAUAGUACGUAGACCUUACCCCUACAGUGAAUGUAGAGAGAUUGUUUGCAGUAGACCCUCGGCACGAGAGAAAAUGAAGGUCUACCCUCCCCAGACCCCACUUGUGGGAUUAUACUGGGUUUGUUGUUGUUGUACGGUAGUGUACCCGUACACUACCGUCAUUGAAAAAAAGAAGAAGUUGAAGUCUUUUCUAAAGAGUAGUACUCAAGAACUGUUAAGACAUGUUGGAAUAGGCUGCCAUUGUUCUCUUUAAGUUGCUUAUUAAAAAAGAAGUAAAAUUUGAGGAGGUAAAAGAAAAACAAUGAAUCUUGUAAAUCUGGAAUGUAGGAAUUGGGUGGCCCUAUCUGGUCUGAGUUAAUUUUAUGUUUUUGGUUUUCCAAUUCAACAUUAUUUAUAAUUUCUUUUGGAGGCGGUUUGUGAUUGGAUAAGCUUAAGAUAAAUCAGAAUUGGGGUUAUAGACUUAUAGGGGUGAAAUAAUUUUUGUUUCCCGCUGUUUCUUCUUAUCGUAAUUUCUUUUGCUGAUCCAAUCAGAAGGUAGCUAUCCUUAUCCUUCUCAUUACACUUACUCUAUAUCUAGUUUUGGUUCUUAUUUUGCUUAACAUCUCCUUCGAGAUGGAGUCAUAACUCAUAAGCCAUGGCAUAAAACAUAAAUGAAGCACAAAAACCAUGUAGUGAAUCUCUCGUUAUCUUCAUCAUCAUGAGUGCAGAGUUAAUUGACAGCAGUGAACAAAGAAUCCAUUGACCCUAUCACGAUCAAACUGGUACCAUGGCUCCACUGAGACAGUCAUGCGAUGAGAUUAUUCUAAGCUCAAAAAGGUGUAUUCCGUUUAAGUUCAGGGAUACGGAACAAAAUGGUGGUGACACAUCCAAAAAGAUAGUCGAAGUACUGAUGAUAAACUCAACAAGCGGGCCUGGUCUUCUGUUUCCGAAGGGAGGGUGGGAAAAUGAUGAAACAGUUAAAGAGGCAGCUGUUCGUGAAGCCAUAGAGGAGGCUGGAGUUCGUGGGGAUUUAGUGCAUUUUUUGGGAUAUUACCUCUUUAAAAGCAAAACACUUCAAGACGAGUACAGUCCAGAAGGUCUGUGUAGAGCUGCCAUGUUUGCUUUGUUUGUAAAGGAAGAGCUUGAUUGUUGGCCAGAACAGAACCGCCGGAAAAGAAGUUGGCUAACAAUUCCUGAGGCAAUUGAAUGUUGCCGGCACCAAUGGAUGAGAGAGGCUCUUGAGGAAGGAUUUCUGAAGUGGCAUGAGGGUGGUAUGGUAAGCACAAUUAACAACGACGAGGACUAGUUUUUCUCUUUACUCCUCCCUGACCAACAUUGAAGGUUUUUAGACCAAUUUGAAGUUAUGUUCUUUUAGAUAUUGAACCAUGUUUUGAUGAUUUUUAACUGAUUCAUUGCUUUCCCAGAAAACUGAUGGAGAACCAGAUAGAAAAGAAACAAGAAAAUUAUUCCCAUCUUCAUCAUUUUCUUGCUAACUACAUUUGGUUACACAAGUAGUGGACUAACCAUACUAGUCAGAUUAACAGAUGAUGCUUUUCUGUGUAACUACAAUUUCAUGAUCUAUUCUUCAUUUCUUGGACA